AUGCAUCUCCUCAGGAGUCUAGGGUUCUUCCAACUAACCCUGAUAUUACUUAGUGUGACUAUAGGGACAGGAAUUUUUGUGUCUCCUAACGGGGUAUUAAAAUACUCCUCAAUGAACAUCCCUGUGACUCGUAUUUGGGUAGGUUGUGCCCUGCUGAGCAUGAUGAAUGCUCUCUCUCUUGCCGAGCUGGGGACCAUCUUCCCUGUGAGUGGAGCAUCUUAUUACUUCCUCAAACGAUCUCUUGGAUCCUCUGCUGCUUUUCUCAGUCUUUGGAUUAAUUUGUUUGCUCAUUUUCUAGGCAUCGGUGUUCAUGUCUUAACAGCAAGUAGUUACCUAAUCCAGUCUUUCUCUGCUGGAUGCCCAGCUCCAGAGCUCCCAAAGAAGUGUCUGGCUUUGAUUAUUUUGUGGUCCCUUGGAAUUCUGAAUUCUCGAGGGAUAAAAACAGUGGCUUGGAUUCCGACUAUCAGCAGUCUGAUAAAAAUGAGCAUUCUUUGUCUCAUUUCUCUAAUUGGAGUAGUGCUGUUAGUGAUUGGGAAAAAGGAGAAUAUAAGCAGGUUUGAGAAUGCUUUGGACGCUGAACAUCCUGAUGCUUCACAGACUGCAGAGGCCAUUCUUCAAGCGUACUAUUCAUACUUCGGAGCAACACUCCUAAUCAACAUAGCAGGAGAAGUAAAAAGACCUGCUGAAAAUAUUCCAAAAUCUUUAGUAUCUUGCCUGUCCAUUGUGGCUCUGUUGUACUUACUGACUAAUAUAUCAUACCUGGCAGUUUUGAUACCCCAGAAAUUAAUUUUUGUAGAUUCUGUUGUUGUCACAUGGAUGGACAGAGACUUUCCUUCCAUGCAAUGGGUAGUUUCUUUGUCCAUUUCAGCUUCCCUAAUCUUAUCCAUUCCUUGUGGAAUACUGUCAGCAUCAAGAAUAUUCUACUGUGCAAGUCAAGAGGAGCAACUUACUUUCAUCUACUCAAUGCUCAAUGGCCAUAACUCUCCAGUUGUAGCUGUCAUCCAGACAGUCGUUUUCUCUUCUGUGGCAAUAAUAACUUCGAAUAUAAUCUACUUAGUGAAAUAUGUGAGUCUAGGAACAUGCUGUAUAUAUUUGCUAAAUAUGAUCGGAUUCCUUAAACUAAGGUAUCAUAACCCUGAUCUACCAAGGCCUUAUAAGGUGUGGUGGCCAUUUAUAUUUGGAUCUAUAGUUUCAUCAGUUUGUCUCAUUUUCACACCAGUUAUUCGGUCUCCUAGUGUAGAGCAUGUCUAUCAGGUCGUCUUCCUUUGCUGUGGACUUCUGUGUUCCUGGCUUCAAGCUCACCUUAAUAGACAUGCUGCUUGUUAUGACAAAAUCACUUGUUACUGCCAACUCCUUUUCAAUGUCUCACCAUCUGAAGACCAAGAUAAAUUAAUUACUCACCAAAAUUAUGACUAA
This is a messenger RNA of Psammomys obesus (fat sand rat), 1416 nucleotides long. Its product is annotated as solute carrier family 7 member 13-like. Gene Ontology annotation, cellular component: membrane. Gene Ontology annotation, molecular function: L-amino acid transmembrane transporter activity. The record is from RefSeq and is a predicted model, not a curated record. Gene Ontology annotation, biological process: amino acid transmembrane transport. NCBI's taxonomy places the organism in Eukaryota, Metazoa, Chordata, Mammalia, Rodentia, Muridae.